AUGUCCAUGUUCAAGCAAGCUGUGCAGGAUUAUGACUCCGUCGCGUCCACCUCGCCGCCAAACAAUGCCUUCAAGCAAUCGUCGAUAGGAAAUACUUUCAAGGCGCGUCCUUUGGGGAAUGGGAUAAAACAAAACGAUGCGGGGCCGCCGCAGCGGUCAUUGGGUGCCGGCACAAAGGACAUCGGCACAAAGGGCAUCAAGAGGACUUCAAAUGGCUCCGCCAAGCCAUUGGGAUCUGAAGAGGAUGUAUUCGAGUACCCCACGCUUAAUAUCGCCGGCAUGGAGAAGGAGAAUGAGCUGCCCGCGUCUUUCCACACCAGCACCACCGGUAGUCUAGCAACGGCGCUGUUCGACGAGGACGACUUCGAUAGCGAUGUGGAUCUGGACGUUGAGGAUCCGGCGACAAAAGGCACUGUUACUUACCCCACAUUACCUAGUGCCUCGUCUACUGGGUCAAGAGACUCUGGAUACAAUUCACGGAUACAGACAGCAAACAUCAAACCCGAGACGAAGAGUAGCCAGUCGGUACCCUGGUCGUCUUCUCCACCCGAACAUUUCAAGGCACCUGUAAAGUCCGAGCCUUUGAAGACAAAGCGAAGAAAGCUACCGUGGCCAUCGGACCAGAAGACACAGUCCAUACAAGAAGAAGAUGAAGCUGAAGUAGAACGACAAGCUGCACGCCCUAGUAAACGCCCAUCAACGGAAGCUGACAAGGUUAUCUCAACACCAAAGCCCAAGUCGGAAUACCUCUGGAACACUACAGCCAGUGCUAUCAAGCAGCAGCAAAAGAAUCUGAGGGAAACCAAAGCACAGGCGAAGAUCAGCCAGAGCACACAAGACGAUGCAAAGGAAGCCAUCAAGAAGAAAAACAAGAACGCCGUCCAUAAGAUCUUCCUGAGUGAAGAGCAACAAAAUGUACUAAACCUUGUGACGGAGUACAAGAAGAGCGUGUUCUUCACUGGUUCUGCUGGUACUGGUAAAUCAGUCCUACUUCGAGAGAUCAUAGCGGCUUUGCGACGAAAGUACGUUCGUGAGCCAGACCGAGUAGCUGUGACUGCAUCAACAGGUCUCGCUGCUUGCAACAUUGGUGGCGUCACCCUGCACAGCUUCUCCGGUAUCGGUCUUGGUAAGGAACCGGCUGAGGAUCUAGUCAAGAAGAUUAGACGCAACCAGAAAGCAAAGCAGCGGUGGAUGCGUACCAAGGUGUUGAUCAUGGAUGAAGUCUCCAUGGUGGACGGCGAUCUGUUUGACAAGCUGGAGCAGAUUGCACGCACUAUCCGCAAUAACGGCAGACCAUUUGGCGGUAUCCAACUCGUCAUUACGGGUGACUUCUUCCAACUACCUCCUGUUCCAGACCAUGGGCGGCAAGCAAAGUUUGCCUUUGACGCGGGGACCUGGACCACAAGUAUCGAGCACACUAUUGGCCUGCAUCACGUGUUCCGUCAGAAGGAUCCAGUAUUUGCCGGUAUGCUCAAUGAAAUGCGAGAGGGUCGAUUAACACCCGAGUCAAUCGCACGGUUCAAGAAGCUGGAGCGCCCUCUGCCAACAACCGACGAGAGCGUCGAAGCAACAGAAUUGUUCCCCACACGUCAGGAGGUCGAUCGUGCAAACAGUUCUCGCAUGCUCCAACUUCACGGCAACACAUUUACCUUCGACGCCCGUGACGGCGGUACCAUUCAGAACAAGGAAAUGCGAGACAAGCUUCUACAGAACUGCAUGGUCCCAGAGCAGAUACAUCUGAAGAAGGGUGCGCAAGUGAUGCUGGUCAAGAACAUGGACGAUACGUUGGUCAACGGCUCGCUCGGCAAGGUAACCGGAUUCAUGACGGAGCAAAUGUUCAACAUCUACAAGGACGACGAAGAAGCCUUCCUCGAGGCCGGCCCAUCGGAAGCUGCCCUGAAGGUGGAAAUGGGAAAGGCCACGCUCGGAAUCAACACCAAUCAGGUGUAUCCAGUAGUGCGCUUCGCCAUCGCCGAUGGCACAACACGCGAUCUACUCUGUAAGCGCGAAGACUGGAAGAUUGAGCUCCCCAACGGCGAAGUGCAAGCCUCGCGCUCCCAGAUCCCACUCAUCCUCGCCUGGGCGCUCUCAAUUCACAAGGCGCAAGGUCAAACCCUGGAGCGCGUCCGCGUCGACCUUGGCCGUGUGUUCGAGAAGGGUCAGGCGUACGUUGCGCUCUCCCGUGCGACGAGCAUGGCGGGUUUGCAGAUCCUCCGCUUCGAUCCUAGGAAGGUGCUUGCGCAUGAGAAAGUGAGGCUGUUCUAUAGCAGUUUGAGCACGGCGGAGCAGAUUGAGGGCAAGGCGAAGAGUAAGACUAUUCUGGGUAAGAUGCAAGCUGCCAAGGCGAAGAAGAGCGGUGAUGACUAG
Pyrenophora tritici-repentis Pt-1C-BFP is the source of this 2367-nucleotide messenger RNA. RefSeq names its product DNA repair and recombination protein pif1, mitochondrial precursor. Gene Ontology annotation, biological process: telomere maintenance; DNA repair. NCBI's taxonomy places the organism in Eukaryota, Fungi, Ascomycota, Dothideomycetes, Pleosporales, Pleosporaceae. Gene Ontology annotation, molecular function: ATP hydrolysis activity; DNA helicase activity. The record is from RefSeq and is a predicted model, not a curated record.